Bufo bufo (common toad) is the source of this 3624-nucleotide messenger RNA. RefSeq names its product SWI/SNF related, matrix associated, actin dependent regulator of chromatin, subfamily a, member 1 (gene SMARCA1). Bases 233 to 3298 code for a protein of 1021 amino acids. The transcript has 24 exons. Gene Ontology annotation, molecular function: ATP binding; ATP hydrolysis activity; nucleosome binding. Gene Ontology annotation, cellular component: nucleus; chromatin. The record is from RefSeq and is a predicted model, not a curated record. Gene Ontology annotation, biological process: regulation of transcription by RNA polymerase II; nucleosome organization. Lineage: Eukaryota; Metazoa; Chordata; Amphibia; Anura; Bufonidae.
UGUGUACUGCGCAGUGUGGGCACAGAAGCGCGCUCCCGCCGCCUGCUGCUCGCUCCCGAGCACCGGACCGCCUUCUGUCUACCGGGGCGGUCGGUACCGUGUCGGGGUGGGCGUGUCCUCUGCCGUGACUUUACUUUAUAGCCACCUACAAGUCUAUUUUAUUUCCCCCCGUAUUGCAUCCGUAUUUUACAGCAGAGUGAAGCGAGCAGACGGAGGCCCGGUGUCAGCAGUGAUGGAGGAGCAGGCUGACGAGGAAGUGCCUUCCACUUCACGGGAGGAAGCAGACACUGCUGCCGACGAGAAAAAUGAUCCUCCCUUUCAACUGAAGCUUCCACCUAAAGCUCAGCGUCCCGAAAAGGAAGUGGAUCCAGAGUAUGAAGAAAAGAUGAAAACAGAUCGUUCUAAAAGAUUCGAGUUCCUCCUGAAGCAGACAGAGCUGUUUGCACAUUUCAUUCAGCCGGCUUCACAAAAGUCUCCCACUUCUCCACUGAAAGUGAAAUUAGGACGCCCCAGGACAAAGAAGGAUGAGAAACAGAGUUUGUUGUCUGUUGGAGACAAUCGACACCGACGCACAGAGCAAGAAGAAGAUGAAGAACUGCUGUCUGAAAGUCGCAAAACCUCCAAUGUGUGUGUGCGAUUCGAAGAAUCACCUUCAUAUGUGAAACGAGGAACACUGAGAGAUUAUCAAGUCAGAGGCCUCAACUGGAUGAUCUCUCUGUAUGAAAAUGGCAUUAAUGGCAUCUUGGCCGAUGAAAUGGGAUUGGGUAAGACAUUGCAGACAAUUGCUUUGUUGGGCUACCUUAAGCACUACAGGAACAUUCCUGGUCCUCAUAUGGUGUUGGUACCAAAAUCGACCCUACACAACUGGAUGAAUGAGUUUAAACGCUGGGUCCCAACACUUUGUGCUGUUUGUCUUAUUGGUGACAAAGAUGCACGGGCUGCUUUCAUACGAGAUGUUAUGAUGCCGGGAGAGUGGGAUGUUUGUGUUACCUCCUACGAAAUGGUCAUACGGGAAAAAUCUGUUUUUAAGAAGUUCAACUGGAGAUACCUUGUUAUCGAUGAGGCACACAGAAUAAAGAAUGAAAAAUCUAAGCUGUCUGAGAUUGUUCGAGAGUUUAAGACCACAAACCGUUUACUACUGACGGGCACGCCUCUUCAGAAUAACCUCCAUGAAUUAUGGGCAUUACUUAAUUUCCUUCUACCUGAUGUUUUCAACUCUGCAAACGAUUUUGAUUCUUGGUUUGACACCAACAAUUGUCUUGGGGAUCAGAAGCUUGUCGAAAGACUUCAUGCAGUUUUAAAGCCAUUUCUUUUGCGUCGUAUAAAAGCUGAAGUUGAAAAAAGCCUUCCGCCAAAGAAGGAAGUAAAAAUUUAUCUGGGACUGAGUAAAAUGCAGAGAGAAUGGUACACAAAAAUUUUAAUGAAGGAUAUUGACAUUCUGAAUUCUGCCGGGAAAAUGGACAAGAUGCGUUUGUUAAAUAUACUGAUGCAACUGCGCAAAUGCUGCAACCAUCCGUACCUGUUUGAUGGUGCUGAGCCAGGACCCCCUUAUACCACUGACACCCAUCUUGUCUACAACAGUGGUAAGAUGGUGGCCUUGGAUAAACUACUUCGAAAACUGAAAGAACAAGGUUCUCGGGUUCUGAUAUUCAGUCAGAUGACCCGACUGCUCGACAUUCUGGAAGAUUACUGCAUGUGGCGUGGCUAUGAGUACUGUCGCCUUGAUGGACAGACACCGCAUGAAGAAAGAGAGGAAGCCAUACAAAGAUUUAAUGCACCUAACAGCAGCAAAUUCAUCUUCAUGCUGAGUACCCGCGCCGGAGGCCUUGGAAUAAAUUUGGCAACUGCUGAUGUGGUGAUUUUAUAUGACUCAGACUGGAACCCUCAAGUCGAUUUACAAGCGAUGGAUCGUGCCCAUCGUAUAGGACAAACAAAGACCGUCCGAGUAUUUCGACUCAUUACUGAUAAUACAGUAGAAGAGAGGAUCGUGGAGCGAGCAGAGCUAAAACUCAGGCUGGAUUCCAUAGUCAUACAACAAGGACGACUAAUCGAUCAGCAGUCAAACAAGCUGGGAAAAGAUGAAAUGCUGCAGAUGAUUCGCCAUGGAGCCACCCAUGUGUUUGCAUCAAAGGACAGUGAACUGACAGAUGAAGAUAUUACUACAAUUUUGGAAAGGGGAGAAAAGAAGACCGCUGAAAUGGCAGAGCGCAUGGAGAAUAUGGGGGAGAGCUCACUUAGAAAUUUCUCUAUGGAUACAGAAACGAGUUUAUAUAACUUUGAAGGAGAAGAUUAUCGAGAAAAACAAAAGCUAAGCAUGUUAGAGUGGAUAGAGCCCCCCAAACGAGAACGCAAAGCCAAUUAUGCCGUGGAUGCCUAUUUUCGAGAUGCUUUGCGUGUUAGUGAACCACGGGCUCCCAAGGCUCCCCGGCCACCAAAACAACCCAACAUUCAAGAUUUUCAGUUUUUUCCUCCAAGAUUGUUUGAGUUGCUGGAGAAAGAGAUACUUUACUACAGGAAGACCAUUGGAUAUAAGGUCCCUAGGAAUUCAGACCUCCCAAAUGCAUCUCAGGUACAAAAAGAAGAACAGAGGAAGAUUGAUGAGUCCGAGCCACUUGGAGCUGCCGAGUCAGAAGAAAAGGAGACACUUCUCACACAGGGUUUCACAAAUUGGAAUAAACGGGACUUCAACCAGUUCAUUAAAGCUAAUGAGAAAUAUGGUCGUGACGAUAUUGACAAUAUUGCUCGGGAAGUGGAAGGAAAAACACCAGAAGAGGUCAUUGAAUAUUCAGCCGUUUUCUGGGAACGUUGUAAUGAAUUGCAAGAUAUUGAAAAAAUAAUGGCUCAAAUUGAACGGGGCGAAGCACGCAUUCAAAGGAGGAUAAGCAUCAAAAAAGCAUUGGAUGCAAAGAUUGCAAGGUACAAAGCUCCAUUUCAUCAGCUGAGGAUACAAUAUGGGACCAAUAAAGGCAAAAACUACACAGAGGAAGAAGAUCGGUUCCUGAUAUGCAUGCUGCAUAAAAUGGGCUUUGAUAAGGAAAAUGUAUAUGAAGAGCUACGCCAGUGUGUUAGGAACGCCCCCCAAUUCAGAUUUGAUUGGUUCAUCAAGUCCAGGACUGCCAUGGAGCUGCAAAGACGCUGCAAUACCCUCAUAUCACUUAUAGAAAAGGAAAACCUGGAAAUUGAAGAAAAAGAAAGAGCAGAGAAAAAGAAAAAGACACCAAAGUCUUCGGCGGCUAAAAGAAAGGCAGAUGCAGCAUCAGACUCUGUAAAGAAGGAUACAAAGAAAGCCAGGUCUUAAGUCUCGUGGAAAGCCGUGUCACCAAUACAAGACUGCCAUUUCUGUACUCCUAAGGUAUAACAAUGCCUCACGUGAAGUCAACACCCAAUGGUUGUGCAUUUCCAUAACUUCCCAGUUACAGUUACAUGUGUAUAUUUUUCAAUGUCUACCCUAAAAUCCGUACUAUUAUAUUUUAUGCUUCCCAGUAUUUACAUCUUCUGUAUUUUGUGAAAAUCAUAUAUUUCAUAUUACAGCAGUCCUUGUUUUAAGCAAGUGCAGAGGGUUUUAGCUUUUGUAUGUUUUAUACUGUACGCAGUGGCUUUGAAAUAAAAACCAAAAUCAGAUUU